UGACAUGCAGUUAUGCUGCUGCGCUGCCAAAAUAGUUCCAGUUGGUACCGAAGUGCACGGCGUAGAACUGCAAAGGGCCUCCUCCUCCUAUUUGCCUAAGGCCGGCCCUGAUUGCAGAGAGUAUAAUCUCUCGUGUUCCCCGCCUGCCUGAGAAAUGCGUGGGAGAAGUACAAACUCACUAACAGACAAUGCCGUGAAUAAAGAUGCCCUGUUAGAUGUUUACUCGUGGAUGGUAGCUAGCGUGUGGCCAGUGUCAGCUUCUGUCAUGGCAGGAAACGCUGACAUUCGUAAUCCCACUGAGGUGCACAUGAGUCAGAUGGUUUUGCCCUGUCAUGCCAACCAUAGGAGCCAGCUCAGUACUGGACAACUACUCAAAUGGAUUGACACUGCAGCCUGCCUGUCUGCUGAGAGACAUGCCGGCUGUCCCUGUGUCACUGCAUCUAUGGAUGACAUCUAUUUUGAGCAUACGAUCAGUGUGGGUCAAGUUGUUAACUUGAAGACAAAAGUGAACCGCGCUUUUAACUCUAGUAUGGAGGUUGGGAUCCAGGUUAAUUCAGAAGAUUUAUGCAGUGGAAAGGAAUGGAAAGUGUGUCAAGCAUUCGCCACAUUUGUAGCACAAGCACAAGCCAAGGGCAAGGUAAAGCUCCGUCCCCUCACCCCAGUAACUGAAGAUGAAAAGUUGGAACACAGUAUUGCUGCUGAAAGAAGGCGCAUGAGACUUGUCCAUACUGACAUAAUCAAAGACCUGCUUGUCAAGUGCACCCUUCAGGAUGAACGAAGCCGGGAAGGAAAUGUGAAUGGGGAGGUGCUUGCCCAAGCGACCCGGGUAGAGAGCGUGGAACUGGUGCUGCCUCCGCAUGCAAACCAUCAGGGAAACACAUUUGGCGGGCAAAUCAUGGCCUGGAUGGUCAAUGUUGCCACUAUAGCUGCCAGCCGUCUAUGUCACACCCAUCCUACUCUCAAGGUCAUAGAGAUGUUCCACUUUCGGGGGCCUUCCCAGGUUGGCGACAGGCUCAUUUUAAAGGCCAUUGUGAACAACGCUUUCAAAGACAGUAUGGAAGUUGGCGUUUGUGCAGAGGCAUUCUGUCAUGAGAUGAAUGUGCCCAGGCGACAUAUCAACAGCGCAUUUAUGACCUUUAUGGUUCUGGAUGAAAAAAAUCAUCCAUGUGUUUUACCUCGCAUAAAACCAGAUGAAGGGGAUGGACAAAGAAGGUACAAGGAAGCACUUGCUCGCAGAAAGAUCAGACUGGACCGAAAAUAUGUGACCUCCUGUAAGCAAUCAGAAGUCCCACUGUCUGUUCCAUGGGAUCCAAGUAACCAGGUAUAUCUGAGUUACAACAAUGUUUCUGCCUUGAAAAUGCUGGUGUCCAAAACUGACUGGGUAUUAGCAUCUGAAAUAAACACGGUUCGUCUGUACACAUUGGAAGAAGAUGGUUAUUUGUCCUUCAAGGUUGAAAUGAGAGUUUCUAUUGAUGCCAGAGAAGUGUUUGAACUACUCUCGGACUUAAGCCGUAGAAACCAGUGGGAUGCCACCUAUCAGGAAUGUCAACUGCUGCAGCAGGUUAAUGCUGAUGAUGCCAUUUAUCAUGUGAUCAGCACAAUGCGUUCCUCUGAGAAGCGUUUGCAGGAUUUUAUUAUUCUGGCAUCAAGAAGGCAGCCUUGUGAUGUUGGGGACCCUUAUGUUGUAGCCUUUCGGUCAGUUAUCCUCCCUGCUUACCCUCCAUGUAAAGAAUAUACCCGAGGGGAGACACUCUGCGCUGGAUUUUGUGUCUGGCCCGAGAAAGAACAUAUGACAAAGAUUUCCUACUACAACCAGUUUACUCCUGGAAUUGUGCAGUACAUAACAACCAAUAUUGCUGGGCUUUCAUCAGAUUUCUACAAUUCGUUCCAAGCAUGUGAGCGGUUCCUAAUUGAGAACACAAGAAGCAAGACUUUUGUCUAAAAUGUCUGGGCUUAGGGAAGCUGAAAUCACUUUAAAAAAAAAAAGCACAACGCUGCAAUACUUUACCAGGAGACCGACUGUUUUUAUUUUAGGUACAAUCCAGUCCUACAGUAUGAUACACAUAGUACGUAGCUCUUAAUGUUAGCACACACUGCACUUUGAAAAUGGAUUUCAUCCUUAUAGGUUUACUGAGUGGUGGAUGGAACUGCAUUUAGCUACGGGGAGUGUGAAUAACUCUAAAUGAAUGAUAUUGCCUUGUAUUGAAACAACAGAUAAAAUAACCAAGAUAUGUCUUCCGAUACAUUGAAUGCCCCAGCUGUUCAGUUUGCCAUUGUUCUGGUGUAACUUUUAGAUGACAGGCUGGUACUGACAUCAUUUUGACACUUUCAUCAAGAAAUUUUAACUUGAUGGUCAUUAAGCAUAAGAAUAAUUCAGAAAAAGUCCAUGUUUCUCUCCCUUUUGUUUGUAUGAACAAAAAUGAUACAUUGAUUCAUAACUAGAUUAUAUAUAUGGCAUGUUGGGAAUGGAAAAGAAGUGCAGAAUUCAAAAGGUCAACCUGGCAAAGUGGCUUGGUUAAUUUAAUACUUACUGUUAGACACUACUGAUAAGGGGAUUUCAUGCUUUCUUGGCCAGACACUUUUUAAAAGUGAUAGGACAAGUAGCAAUAAAAGUUACUGGUAUGAUCCGCAAGCACCUGAUGCAUGCUGGGAAUCAAGGCUGUAGCAAUAAGUUGAGAAAGUACUCUGGAGUUCAGGAAGCCAAAGACCGGUGCAACCAGUUGCACACAUAAAUGUACAAACCAAAAGGGACAAUUUUAUUCCUGGUCCAUGAAUUAUACACGUCAGUGAAAAUGUUUACUUAACAUAAUCUUGCUAAGGUUUUUUACUAGACUGAAUUGAUGGUUCUGAAGAAUGGGCAACACAGUGCUGCAAAGUAAAAUGGAAAUGAAGGCAUGCUUUUAAUUGAAGAUGAUGUGCUUCCAGAAGAGGGCAGAGAAGGAAAGUAAUGCCCCCUGGCCAACCCUGCUUUGAAUAGGGGAAACAAAUAAUAAGAGAUGGCCAACCAUCCAGCUGCUGUUGAAAUAGAACUUCCAUCAUCCCCUGAGAACCUUUGAGUGCUGGUUGAAUUCUGGGAGUUGGAGCAUCCCAGGGCAAAUACCUACCCUACCCUAAAACCAGCCCUUAUGUAAAAAUGACAUUUUUAUUGGCAAAGAAUGUCGCUGCAGAAAGGUUUCUCUUAUUACAGAAUUAUACACUAUCUUGCACUAAGCUGCUGCAGUUGAUGGAGAGCCUUUAACUGGCUUUGCUGGCUGAAUAUUCAUUUAAUUUCCUACAAUGGCAGGUUUCUAAUGUUCUUCCUUUCACAUUCAGCUGGACUGGAUGCAUUUUCAAAACUUGUAAGCGUUGUUUAUUUUACAUUGCACUACCUUUUGUAGAUGGUGUAAAUAAUUAACCCAGCAAGCAGUAUAACAACAUGCAGACUUCUUUUGGCCAGGAUGAAUAGACAGCCCUAAGUUGCACAAACAUUUUAUAACCUCACAAAUUUGGAAUAGUAAACAGUUUUUAUAUGUGGAAAAA
Messenger RNA from Xenopus laevis (African clawed frog), 3519 nucleotides. RefSeq names its product acyl-coenzyme A thioesterase 11. Lineage: Eukaryota; Metazoa; Chordata; Amphibia; Anura; Pipidae. The transcript has 16 exons. Bases 155 to 1942 code for a protein of 595 amino acids. The record is from RefSeq and is a predicted model, not a curated record.